AUGGCCGAAGGAGUUGCAAUUAUUGGUGCGGGUCUCUCAGGCCUGACCUUGGCGCUGGCAUUGCACCAACAAGGCAUUACACCCGCGGUCUACGAAUCGUGGCAAGGCCCUCUCAAAAUUGGUGGUGCCACGUCCGUCAAAGUGGGUUCAAUUUUGAUGAGUCGGAGAUUCAAACCGCCGACGGCGACUUUGCUUGAGGUCUAUGAACUUGGCAACAAGGAAAAAUAUGGAUAUCCAGCAAAUCGAAUUUACCGGUACGAGCUUAUUGAUCUCAUUUUGAGCAAAGUUCAUGCGGAGGACAUCCGUGUCGUCUAUGGACACAAGUUCUCGCAUGUUGUGGAGGAGACGGCCGAUUACAUCACAUGGCAGACCGAAGACGGACAAAUGCUAAGGGCCUCAUGUCUGGUUGGCGCCGAUGGCAUUCACUCAUCCGUCCGCAAAUAUCUCUACCCACACCUGGUACCCAAGUUCACAAACAUGGCCGGCAUAAAUGCCAGCGUGCCGUCGGUCCCUGUGACACACUUUGGCAAGAAGAUCUCUAAAGCUUUGACUAUCAUUGCCCGAGGUGUUGGAGCAUUCAUUGUGGCUCCUCAGAAGGUCGAUGGCUCAGAGUUAUUCAUUGGCAAGCAGAGACGGAUGGAAGAACUGAGUCGGGAGGGGUGGGAGGAUUUCCUUGCCGAUAAGGAAUCGUUGGUCACCUUCCUGCAAGAAGACGCUCAGGUGUUUGGAGACAUCGCGGUCACUUCAACCAAAAUUAUUGAUGUGACAAGGAUGAUUGUGUGGCCGUUUUACCUUGUACCCGAGCUCGACAGAUGGUCUUCUGUAAACAGACGAGUGGUGAUAUUAGGGGAUGCCGCGCACGCCAUACCUCCAUCCGCAGGUCUGGGCAUUAGUCAAGCGUUUGAGGAUGUCUAUGCCUUUGCACUCCUGCUAGCUGCAUCGAAAAAGGGUAUGGUAAGUUUCGAGGCAUCGCUGACCUUUUGGCAAGACUAUCGCCAGGCACGAGUCGAUAAGGAACUGGAGUUGAACAAACAGGUGGACCUGAGGAGGCUACCACCGAACCAGGCUGCUGGAUCUGACACACAAAAGAUUGCAAAGGAAGACCUCGAAUUUACCUGGCUGUAUUCGCCAAGUUUGAAAGCUGACGUCGAUGGCUGGAUCAAGAGCGUGGCAAGUGACAAUACCUGAUAUGUACUUCUAAGCUUGCUGCUUAGUUAAGGUCGUUGAACCUACAGCACCUCAGAGUCACACGAUGGCGGUGAGUAAUUCGAUGCCUAUUGUCAUGGCUUUGUUAUGAAUUUGUGAUGCACAUCCUUGUGAGAGGUCAAAUGCAGUCGAGUUGAGCACAGUCAGUCCUUACAUGUGUCUCCAGGUAAAU
Exophiala mesophila is the source of this 1378-nucleotide messenger RNA. RefSeq lists its product as uncharacterized. Gene Ontology annotation, biological process: secondary metabolite biosynthetic process. NCBI's taxonomy places the organism in Eukaryota, Fungi, Ascomycota, Eurotiomycetes, Chaetothyriales, Herpotrichiellaceae. The record is from RefSeq and is a predicted model, not a curated record. The transcript is spliced from 2 exons. The coding region runs from base 1 to 1188 and encodes 395 amino acids. Gene Ontology annotation, molecular function: FAD binding.